Messenger RNA from Rhipicephalus sanguineus (brown dog tick), 1885 nucleotides. RefSeq names its product acetylcholinesterase-1. NCBI's taxonomy places the organism in Eukaryota, Metazoa, Arthropoda, Arachnida, Ixodida, Ixodidae. Gene Ontology annotation, biological process: acetylcholine catabolic process; choline metabolic process. Gene Ontology annotation, molecular function: acetylcholinesterase activity. The record is from RefSeq and is a predicted model, not a curated record. The transcript has 3 exons. Gene Ontology annotation, cellular component: plasma membrane. The coding region runs from base 1 to 1740 and encodes 579 amino acids.
AUGCGACGGAAACGGCUUCCAAACAUCAAGCCGCGGCCGCCGACUGCAAGGUUGCAGCUUCUUAUCUUGAUUCUCAUCGGGGCGUGCUUGGCUGCCUACAUGACUACAAGGAUGAAGAAACUACCACUAGUGAAGCUAGGACACGCUCCAAGGCCACAACAUUUUUCCAGGCCUUUGCUGCCGCUCGACCAGGUAUUCAUAAAGAUCGACUCCGGUUCAGUGCAAGGAACAAUUGUGACCACGUCAGAAGGAGUCAGCGUGCGUGCCUUCUUGGGAAUUCCGUUCGGAGAAUCAACCGAAGGUCGCAACAGGUUCCGCAAGCCUAUACCCGUGAGAGCGUGGAAUGGCACGCUUAACGCGACUAAGGCGAGGACUCCCUGCGUUCAGGAGUCAUAUCUGUCGCAAGCCAUGCGUAUAGACAACGCUAACACGACCGAGGACUGCUUGCACCUGAACAUCUGGGCGCCUAUUCAGCAACACCCCGGAGAGCCCAAGAAGGCAGUCAUGGUUUACUUCUACGGGGGAUCCUUCACGCACGGCGGCAACAGUUACUUCUUUUACGACGGUCGCUACAUUUCGAGCAUCGGCGACGUCGUAUUAGUCGUUCCGAACUACAGGCUCGGUGCUCUCGGGUUCCUGAACGCGGGCACGCCAGACGCGCCGGGAAACGUGGCUCUGCAUGACCAGAUACUGGCGCUCUCAUGGGUCAAGGACAACAUUGCUGCCUUUGACGGGGACCCGAACCGAGUCGUCCUCUUUGGCCAAAGUGCAGGCGCAAUCUCGGUGAGCUUCCUGCAGAUAUCGCCCCUCACGCGCCACCUGUACAGGCGAGUCAUCCUGCAAAGCUGCUCGGCUUUGGUGCCACUUCCCGAGAAUAGCCGCGACGUGGCGUUCGCGAACAUGAGACACAUAGCAAGCGCCACCAACUGCACCAGGGCGUUUCCGAACGGCAACUUGUCAGCCGUGGACACAGUCAGCUGCCUGAGAACCGUCGAUGCCAAAGUUCUCGUUGACGUGAAAGGAGCAUUUUUUUAUCCCAGCUUCUACGACGAAGUCCUACCGCAACCUCCAAUUGAGCUGCUCAAGUCGAUGGACUUCAGAGACCACGAAAUGUUAAUCGGAAACACGCUGCGCGAAGGUGACAUGUUUUUCGAAGCGAUGUUUGGACAGAAGAAGCGAUCGUCUACUACGCCCGGAGGAUCGCGCCUCAGCCUGGACGCAAUAGCGAAAGCGUACGACUUCUUCUACAAGCGCACUGGCUUCGUGAAAGCGCUGUUUACGCUGGCGCAAAUACAGCGGCUGUACGACUUCACUAGCAAGACUUACGAAGGAUUCAAGGACGCCGUCGGUGACCUCCUGUUCAACUGCCCGACCAAGUUUUUCGCCAAGUACUUCGUGGAGCAAAAUGGCUCUGCAUUCUACUACGUGUUGACGCCAAGGCCGUCGUUCAGUGCCUGGAACUCUACAGCUGCGACGCACACGGAUGACGUAUCGAUCUUGUUUGGCCUACCGUUCAUACUUCCCGGUAAAGCUUCUGACGCAGAACGCUAUCUUAGUAGACGACUCAUCCGCAUAUGGACAACGUUUGCAAAGAAUGGAAAACUGCCAAAAGUCAAGGGAAAGGCGUGGCCUCUAUAUUUAGACAACACCAGCGUUGCUAUCAACACUGCCAAUUUUUCUUUGCUACAAGCGUUUCGAAGCAUGAACUGCGAGACACUGAAGAGUUUUAUCUUGACAUAAGAAAUGUGGUGUUCUCAAUAUGAACUUUCAAGCACUGGGACGUACAAGCCUACGGAUACUGGACGCAAGCUUGUUCGCGGACUCUAUUGUCUUUUAUUGUAUUAUGAAGGUGUGAUGCAUAUGUAACGCUAAUGAGGCGUUUAAC